Aedes albopictus (Asian tiger mosquito) is the source of this 1748-nucleotide messenger RNA. Its product is annotated as histone H1-like. Gene Ontology annotation, biological process: chromosome condensation; nucleosome assembly; negative regulation of DNA recombination. NCBI's taxonomy places the organism in Eukaryota, Metazoa, Arthropoda, Insecta, Diptera, Culicidae. Gene Ontology annotation, cellular component: nucleosome; nucleus. Gene Ontology annotation, molecular function: structural constituent of chromatin; nucleosomal DNA binding; double-stranded DNA binding. The record is from RefSeq and is a predicted model, not a curated record.
CCAGUGAACGAUAUGGUUGUUGCUGCUAUCAAAACCCUGAAGGAGCGCAACGGAUCGUCCCUGCAGGCCAUCAAGAAGUACAUCGCUGCCAACUACAAGUGCGAUGUCGCCAAGCUGGCCCCAUUCCUCAAGAAGGCCUUGAAGAACGGUGUCGAGAAGGGCAAGUUUGUCCAAACCAAAGGAACUGGUGCAUCCGGAUCGUUCAAGCUGAAGGCUGAGGCCAAGAAGGCCGCCGGCGAGAAAAAGCCCAAGAAGGCCGGUGAGAAGAAAGCCAAGAAGGCUACCGGUGAGAAGAAGAAGGCUGCCAAGAAACCAGCUGGGGAAAAGAAAGCCAAGAAGCCAGCCGGCGAGAAGAAAGCCAAGAAACCAGCUGCAGCGAAAAAAGCCACAGCUGCCGGUGCAAAGGCCGCCAAAAAGGCCGGAGGUGUGAAGAAGGCCGCUGCCCCGAAACAAAAGGCCACCAAGCCAUCCAAGACCGCCGCAAAGAAGCCAAAGACCCCGAAACCGAAGAAGGCCGCCCCCGCCAAGAAAGCUGCCGCGAAGAAAACCGCCGCCAAGAAGUAAUCUGGCGAUUUUCGGAACCAUCAGUCGUCAUACUGCGAAACAGUAUCCCACUUUCAAAUCAGUCCUUUUCAGGACUACCAUCUUAGAUCUUACCAAAGAGUUAAAAGUUGAAAUGGUUUCCUAUCAUCCAAUGCCAGGUCAUACGUUUCCUAGAAUACUGCUAGGUGCAAUUCUCAAAUAGGCCGGUCAGCUCGGCAUGAUUGAGUGUUGCCUUUUCGCUGCCGCCGAGCUUCCAGAGUGAAACUCUCGAAUCUUUGCACCGUGUUGGUGUAGUUAAGGUUAAUUGAAAAUGACUGCAACUUCCCUGCAGAUUGAUUGGUUGGUGAAAUUCCUGUUACUACCCGGUUGACAUAAAGCAAGUCACCUGGAAGGCUGCACUUGAAAUGAUGAAAUUCACAAACACCAAUCGUGAGAAGCACUAAUUGUCACGAUACAGCCAUUUCUGUCUUCGCGCUUCGAUAUAACGUGCAUUUUACCCUCGAUAUACGUACACUAAAAUUUGUCUCAAUGUGCACUUAUUCUGGGUAGCAUGGCUAAAGCUGCAAUCGCAAAGCGAUGAUUUGGGGUGAUUUUAUCGUUUAUCUGGAGAUCAUUACUGGGAAAGUUAGAACUUUUCAUCGAAGCAAAAUGUACGUUAUAAACAGAAUUUCCCGACUGGAAAAGGAAUUGAAUCCGCCGUCUCCGGGUUGGCGAUCGAAAACCCUAUCCCCUAGGCUAACCGGAGACCCCAAUCUCACUUUCGAUCGCCAACCAGUUCCCCACUCAUCGGACAGAACUGCAAUUCUGACCGAGGAUUUCAAACGUUUAACCCAGUGUGCCUACUGACAGCCCUCUGAAAAUCUUAGAUCUACACGCCCUUGGUACAAUGAAAGCACAGGAUGCACAAGUUCUUCGCAGUUUUACACAUACCUCAAUAGUGAACGGCUUGCUGAUCCCAGUUUAGGGCACUGCCGGCCGGGUGGGUUAAACAGGCGACAACACUCCGCGACACACGCGAUUCAACACCCGGGCACAAGAACAAAACAAACUAUUUACAAUGGACACAUUCACGCUGUGUGCAUGACCACUGUACUUCCGGCGGCAGUCUUCCGCUAUAGGUUCAAAUUUUGAACGAUGAAUCAAACUGGCACUCCCGCAACGGAGACGCGACACUCAGCUAGACGGACACCGAACUGAACUGACUA